AAGACAAAAAUAACACGAGAAAAAAAUAAACGUUUUUAAUUGGAUGGAAAACAAUAGAAAUAUUAGAUUUUGUAAGUAAAAGUGAUGGAUAGGGUUAAAACCACUAAUUGAAAAGUUUUAUAAAAAUUUAUUUACGCAUAUAGUUCUGGAUAGAACUAAUUUGUCAGCCAAGCUGAGGCAACAAGUGUUAUUAUAUAACCCGGAUCACCGUUAACGGCAGCAGUUUCCUCUGUUUAUUGAACAGUGGAGCUGCUAGACUUGACUGAAUAGGACAAGAUUUAUGGAUAUGGAAUCAUUAUUAUUGAAUGGUUCAAUAUCAAACCUUUCUGCAACAAAUGGUUAUAUGAACGGUACAUACUCACCAGAUGAUACAAUGGAUAUGAGCAAAGAUAAUGACCAAACUGUGUCUCAACAACAAAAACUUGGCUCAAGUCCUCCAACAUAUGCUGAUGCUUUUCCACCCUUAAGUGCAGCUCCUAAAUCUAAUGCGGGAGCUACACAAACAGCAUGGGUUUCAAAAAAUACUACCAAGCCAAAGCCAGCUGCUGAAACUUUUAGACCUAUAUUAUCGUCAACAGCAACACAGGUGUUUAAAAUACCAUAUGAAGAACGCAAGUUCAAAAGUACCUCUCCAAUCGUUGGGGAUGCUGAUCGACAAAAUGAGUUAAUUCGUGAUAUAAUGCAGAGAACUGGUACAACAAUUGAAGUUAGUGUAAAUAAGGAUCAAUGCCUGACAGUAAUGGUAACAGGUAAGAGAGAUGCUACUGCACAAGCAAAAAGAUUUAUUAUAGCAGGACUACAAACUCAAGCAAGUAUUGAGAUUGAAAUACCUAAGGAACAUCAUGGUUUUGUUCUUGGAAAAGGUGGCAAAAAGCUUCAAGAACUUGAGUUAAUGACACAAACUAAAAUAACUAUUCCUCGAGACUCUAAAAUAAUCAGGAUUGUUGGUACAAAAGAAGGUAUUGAUCGAGCCAAACAUGAAAUACAACUAAUAUCAGAUGAGCAAGCUAAACUUGCAUUUGAACGUCUAACUGUUCCCAAGAUUUAUCACCCAUUUAUCCAAGGCCCAGAUAAUGAAAAAAUGAAAGAGAUAGCAUUGAGUACUGGUGCUCGAAUUAACAUUCCACCCCCUUCAGUUAAUAAAGAUGAAAUUACUGUUGCGGGAGAUAAGGAAUCUGUUCAAAAAGCUGUCAAGUUAAUAAUGGAUAUUUACAAACGAAGAGAAAAACUUAGUAAAACAGUUGCUAUUGAGGUUAAGAAAAAUCAACAUCGCUAUGUUAUUGGACCAAAAGGAUCAGGAAUUCAAGAUAUUUUGCGUGCUACUGGAGUUUCUGUGGAAGUUCCUUCUUCUGACAGCGACAAUGAGACUAUCAUUCUUCGUGGUGAUGGUGAUAAGCUUGGAAAUGCACUGACAAUGGUGUAUGAAAAGGCUAACAGUUGUAUUACAGCAGAAUUGCACGCACCAAAAUGGCUUCAUCGUUUUAUUAUUGGGCGAAAAGGAGAAAAUAUAAAGAAAAUUACACAGGAUUUGGACAACAAAAUUCAUAUUGAGUUUGUGGAAGAUAAAGAUAAAAUAUUUAUUGAAGGACCUCCAAAUGAAGUUAAUGCUGCUGAAAAUUUACUUGAAUUGUCUCUCAAUGAACUGAAAAAUACAAUGUCAUUUGCUGACAUCCAAGUAGAUCAAAAAUGGCAUCGUCAUAUUAUUGGUAAAAAUGGUGCUAAUAUAACUAAGAUCAAAAAUGAAACUGGAACUUCUAUCAAUAUUCCUUUGGAUACCAAAAAAUCUAACAUUAUACGCAUAGAAGGUAGUCCACAGGGUGUGGCUGCAGCAAAAGAGGAAAUUCUUGAAAUGGCUGCAAAAAUGGAUAAUGAAAAAUCUAAAGACAUUAUAAUUGAACAACGGUUUCACAAAAAUAUAAUUGGUCAAAAAGGUGAAAAUGUGAGAGUAAUACGUGAAAAGUUUGCAGAUGUUCAAAUAUCAUUUCCAGAAGCUGGAAAAAAGAGUGAUAUUGUAACACUUCGUGGACCUAAAGAAGAAGUUGAUCAGUGUUAUAACUAUAUGAAAAAAUUAGUGCAAGAUGUUGUUGCUUCUAAUUAUCGGUGUGAGGUGCCAAUCAUUAAGAAGUUUCAUGGUAACAUAAUUGGUCGCAAUGGUGCUAACAUAAAGAAAAUAAAAGAAGAGACAAACACGACAAUAGAAAUUCCACCUGUAACGAGUAACAGUGAUGUUAUAAUAGUAACUGGGUACAAAGAGCAAGCAGAAAAAGCUAAAAAGAUGAUUUUAGCUAUACAAAAUGAGCUUGCAAGUGUGGUGUCUGUUGAAGUUAAAGUUCCGCAAAAACUUCAUAUGGCUAUGAUAGGACCUGGAGGUAAACUUAUUCAAAGUAUCAUGAAUGAAUGUGGAGAUGUUAACAUUCGCUUCCCUUCAGAAGAUGCAAAAAGUGAUAUUAUUGUUAUUCGUGGAGCAAAAGAAGAUGUGGAAAAAGCAGAGAUUCAGUUAAAGAAACUGGCAGAAGAACGGCAAGAAAAUAAUUACACAGCUGAAGUUACUGCAAAAGCUGAACAUCACAGGUUUUUGAUUGGUAAGGGAGGUGUGAAUAUACGAAAAGUCCGCGAAAAAACUGGUGCUCGAAUUAUUUUUCCUACGAAAAAUGAUGAAAACAAAGAACUCAUCACUAUUAUUGGAACAAAAGAAAGUGUAGAAGAAGCCAAAGCCGACCUCUUAAACAAAAUCAAAGAUUUAAACAAUAUUGUAGAAAGUGAAGUAUUGAUUGACCCUAAACAUCAUCGUGAAUUGGUAGCACGACGAGCACAAAUUCUUCGUGAUAUAGCUGAUGAAUAUGGAGGUGUUACAGUAAGCCUACCAAAAGUUCCAGAUUCAAAUAAGGUUUCUUUAAAAGGGGCAAAGGAAUGUGUUGAAGGUGCCAAGCAAAGACUUUUAGAAAUAGUCAAUGAUUUGGAAUCAAUGGUUGAAAAGGAAUGCAUUAUUUCACAUGUUCAUCAUAGAGCUGUUUUGGGCAAUAAAGGAAAAAAUGUCCAAGAACUUUCUUCUAAAUUAGGUGUUCAGAUUAAGUUCCCUGAAAGACGUCCAGUAAAUAGUGAAGCAGCUGCAUCAGAAGGCGAUGACAGUAAACUUGAUGUUAUUGUGAUCAGUGGUAAAAAAGAUGAUGUCGAGGAAGCAUGUAACACACUUCUGUCUUUGGUUCCCAUAUCAGAGAAGAUACAAAUUCCAUUUGACAAUCAUCGUUAUAUUAUUGGGACCAAAGGAGCUGGUAUUCGUAAAAUGAUGGAAGAAUAUGAUGUUAAUAUUGCUGUUCCAUCUGCGGAUCUACAAGAUGAUCACAUAGUUGUUACAGGACCAGUGGCCAAUGUAAAAAAUGCAGUGGAUGCUCUCCGCAAACGUAAUGCUGAAAUUGAGUCUGAAAAUGAAGAUAGAAAGCUCAGACAAUUUGAAAUGGUUGUAAAUGUUCCAAAAGCAUAUCAUUCAAAAUUAAUAGGUCGCAAAGGAGCAAUGAUACAAAAGUUACGAGAUGAAUAUGGUGUUAAUAUACGAGUGCCUCCUGCAUCUAAUACUCCAGAUGACGAUGAACAAGCCAAUCAAAUACAUUUAAUUGGUUACGAGGACAAGUGUAUAAAAGCUAAAGAAGCCAUAGAGGCUAUCAUCAAGGAAGUGCAAGACCAAGUCUCGAUAGAAGUAAUGAUUGACAGUCGCAUUCACAGUCGUAUAAUUGGACAAAAAGGCCGUAGUGUGAGAAAGAUUAUGGAGAAGUUCAAAGUCGAUAUUCGCUUUCCUCGACAAGAAAAUCCAAAUCUAGUUGUAAUUUCUGGAGAUGAAGAAUCUUGUGAAGCUUGCAAAGAACAUUUACAACUUCUAGAAGAAGAAUAUAUGGAUACCGUACAUGAGCGUGAAGAAGAACAAGAAUUAAUGGCCUCUUAUCUUAAACCACGUUCAGGAAAAGAAAAGGAAAACAAUCAAGAAGGCUUUGUUGUAAAAGGUGCUCCGUGGGAACCUCAAAAAUGUGUUUAUCAGCAGAAGGAAUAUACUGCAGAUGCAGUCAGUGACUUUCCUACUCUUACUUCUAUUGCUGCAGGUGGUCAACAGAGUAAAGCGUGGGGGAAAUCGUCAGGCUUCUAAUGAUAAUGGAGUCACUAUUGCGCUAUGAUUUUAUAAAAUUCGCUUUCUAAUUUAACAAAAUUUAUUUUAAUUGUGCGUUGAUUUUCCAACUUAUUUAUUUUUUCUUAGUGUAUUUUCUUAAACGAAUAUUUUCUCUUCUUCUUGGUUUUAAUAUAUUUUGCAUUUUUUACGUAACUUUAGUGACGAGACUUGAGUGACGAGUAAAUGUAAUUUCAUAGAAAUUGUUUAACGGAUUUUAAUUUCGAAAAUUUGUAGAGUUGCCGCAAUGCGGAUUAAAAAUGGAUUAUUUGAUAAAAAAAAAUUUCUGCUGAA
Molecule: messenger RNA, 4447 nt
Organism: Hydra vulgaris (swiftwater hydra)
Lineage: Eukaryota; Metazoa; Cnidaria; Hydrozoa; Anthoathecata; Hydridae
Product: vigilin
Cellular component (GO): nucleus; cytoplasm
Molecular function (GO): mRNA binding
Source: RefSeq, a predicted model, not a curated record